CUCCGCUUGACGGCGCGACUCUUCUGCUUCCGUCCAGAAAUUGUUGAACGGUUCACUGCGAGAGCCCGACCCAAUUUGACAGCAACGUACAAUUACACCAAUACAUAGCUAUAAACAACACUUGUCUCAGUUUACAGCUGACCCGCCGCCGCGUGGCUUGCAUUUGCGUCCUCGGUGUGCCUUCCGAACGUGCGAUGGCCACAAAACAGCCGAUACUCGGCACCAAGCUCAAUAGAGCUUCGGUCCAGGCGCUGGCAUGCUGUGGCCCUGCUCGACCCCUCGCCUGGCUGCGUGGUUCCGGCCGCGUCUCCGACACAGCUGCGCUGGGCUCCGCGGCGGCCGGGCAGGCGCAUCAGCCGUCUCGCAGGACGUGCGUGAAGGUCGCAGCGGGACGCCAAGAGGCGCCGCCCGACCCGGCGCCGAAGCGCAUUGCGGUGAAGCCGGACGCAGCCUCGGUGGUGCCCGAGGCGCACAAGGUGUUCGACGAGAUCGUCAUCAACGUCAAGAGCGGCGCGGGCGGCAAUGGCGAGGUGGUGCCUGCGGGCCGCGGCCGCUACGUGCCCAACCACAAGUACAAGCCGGGCGGCAACCAGUCCAAGACCAUCUGGCUGCCGGCCUCGGAGCCGGGCGACGGCGCAGACGGCGGAGACGUGGUGCUGGUGUGUGACCCGGGCGUGGACUCGCUGCUGCACCUGCACGCCGGCGGCAACACCGGCGGCAAGCGGGCGGCGGGCGGCGCCAAGGGCGAUGCCGGGCGGCCCACCUUUGCGGCGCGGGACGGCUCAAACGCCAACCCCAACACAGGCAGCGGCGGGCCCAAGCGCAAUGCCGAGAUCAAGAAGGCCAAGACGCCGGCGCUGGAGAUCCCGGUGCCGCCGGGCACGGUGGUGAAGCGCAAGGGCACGGGGGCGCUGAUGGGAGAGCUCAUGCAGCCGGGUCAGCGGCUGGUGGUGGCCCGGGGCGGCGCGGGCGGGCACGGCGUGAUGGCGCCCUCGCGGGAGCAGAACCGCGCGCGCGUCAGCCGGGCGGAACGGGAGGCGCGGAACAAGGGUGUGGAGGUUGUGGAGGUGGACGACAGCGGCUGGCGCGAGGACGUCAAGGGCCAGCCGGGGCAGCAGCUGGGGCUGACGCUACUGCUGCGGGUGGUGGCGGACGUGGGGCUGGUGGGCUUCCCCAACGCCGGCAAGAGCUCGCUGCUCAAGAGCCUGACGCGCGCCUCGCCCACCAUCGCGCCCUACCCCUUCACCACGCUCAUGCCCAACCUGGGCGUCCUCAGCGCCGGCGGCGGCGCCAGCAAAGCCGUGCUGGCAGACCUGCCCGGUCUCAUCGAGGGCGCGCACAAGGGCCGCGGUCUGGGCCGCAACUUCCUGCGCCACCUGCGGCGCACCAGCGCCCUGCUACACGUGGUGGACGCCUCGGCGCCCGACCCCGUCACCGACUACUACGCAGUCCGUGAGGAGCUGCGCAUGUACAACCCUGACUACUGCGCGCGGCCGCACGUGGUGGCGCUCAACAAGAUGGACCUGCUGCAGGCAGCGGCGGCGGCCACGGCAGCGGCGGCGGCGGACAGUGGGGCGGCGGCGGAGGCGGCGGAGGAGGCGGUGGUGGCGCGGAUGAAGGAGCUGGUGGCGGCAAUCCGCGGCGCGGCGCAGGCUCAGGCGGCGGAGCACGCGGAGCACGCCUACGAGGGCCCCACGCCCGUCGGCCCGCUGUCCAUCGUGCCCUGCUGCGCCGCCACAGGCGAGGGGCUGAAGGAGCUGGCGGCGGCGCUGCAGCGGGCGCUGGGUGCGGCGCGCGUGGCGGAGCCCGACGUCCUCCGCUCCGCACCCGACACGCUGGCGGAGGCUCGUGGCGGCGCCGCCGAGGCCGCGGUGGAGGUGGCGGUGGAGGCGGCACCCCUGGCGGCGUCAACGGCCCGCCAGCCCGCGUCGGGUGAGCGGCAGCCGGUGGCGAGCACGAGCGGCCGCGGCGCUGCUGCUGCGGGGGUGGCGGUGGCGGGCGCAGUGGGCGCGGGCGUGGCGAUGGCGGCGGCCGGCCGGCGGCAGGCGGCGCCGCUGGGCGCGCCGCCGCCGGCACCUGCGGGCUGGGACGACGGCGGUGGCUGGGGUGCUGAUGCCGGCGACGCGGCGGCGGAACUGUCGGCUGAGGAGCUGGCGGCGUUCAAUGAGCGGUGUCGGUCCCUGGGCCUCAUUGAUGAUAAGGGUGACUUCACGGGCGUACGGCUGCCUGAUGAUGAGGAGGAGGCGGUGGCGGGCGCCGCCGCCGCGGCCUUUGCGGAAGACGGCUCAGACGCGGCCUCCCCCUGGCUGGACGCGCCGGGGGUGUCCCGCUCCGGCGCCGGCAGCGGCGUGGGCGACACCGGGGACGCGGCGGACGGCGACGGCGGCGGUGCGCCCGACUGGCUGGCGGAGCUGGAGGGGCUGGACGAGGAGGCCAUGGCGGCGGUGCUUGCGGAGCUAGAGGCUGAGGAGGAGGCCGAGGCAGCGGCGGCAGCGGCGGCCGCUGCGUCCAGCUCAAGCGCCGCCGGCUCUGGCACCGGGAGGCAGCAGCAGCAGCAGCAACAGCCGCGCACGGCUUCAACAACUAGCCAGCGGUCAUCCGCGCACUCGCAUGAUGUGUCGCCACGCAAUGCCCGCAAUCACGAUGCUGAGCACAAUGCUGAGGAUGACGAGGAUGGUGAGGAGUACGACGAUCUGGUUAAGAUGGCGGGGGCCGACGACCCGGAUGCGGCGCUGGUGGGGUUGAGCCUGGAGCAGCUGCUGGCGAUGGAGAAGGAGGACUGGGGCGACAACGGAGCGCCGAAGGGGCUGCUGUGAGCGAGGGGCUGCUAGGAGCUGGGAGCAUGUGGGCUUGAGUAAGUGGAUUGUUGGGUUGAUGUGCGGUAGCAGGCUAGUGGGGCAGUGAGAUGGGGAUUAUGUGUUGGUUAUGUUUGGAUGGUCAGUGGGGUGCGGCCGAAUCGGACGGCGUGGGUGCAAGGUGGUGUGAGGUUGGUGGGGCGACAGACUGACGGGGUUAACUUUCAAUAGCCGCUUGAGUUGUCGCUUGUGCCUUGCGGGUUCGCACAUUGGGCGAAGGUUGGGGGCAGGGGCGAUACCUGGAUUGGGCAGGUUGGAAGGGGUGGGGGCGAUCAAAGCGGGUGAAGACCACGCCCUAGGUCCCAGGACAUGAAAGGCAAAAGUUUCCGCUUAGCAUCUCAAUUCCUCUGAUGGCCACGACGACUGGAGAUGAUGUACGCAGACAGCUGGCGUUAUUUCGAAGUUGCCAUCGCUUUGAUUGAAGCUCUAUUGCUUGCAGAACGGCGCUCAGUUCGUCAUGACGGAUGACAAGCGACAUGCGCACCAGGUUGAUAUGGUGAUCAAGGUGUUUCUAUGCGGAAGCGGUGUCGGCACGCUGACAGAGGUGGAAGCGUUGCGUGGGAACAGAAGGAGGGGGAACAGCAGAAAAAG
Molecule: messenger RNA, 3446 nt
Organism: Chlamydomonas reinhardtii
Lineage: Eukaryota; Viridiplantae; Chlorophyta; Chlorophyceae; Chlamydomonadales; Chlamydomonadaceae
Exons: 16
Coding region: 195-2816 (873 amino acids)
Cellular component (GO): mitochondrion
Molecular function (GO): GTP binding; GTPase activity
Source: RefSeq, a predicted model, not a curated record